AAUUUGGAUGCUUGCUCUGCGGUCUAGCUAAAUUAUAUCAUCUCUACACCUGCUUGGAGGGAAGACUCUUCCGUAUAAUAACUCCAGCAAUCUGCCCUCUGGAUUCAUCAAUCUUGGUUCGCACGAUAUGUUUGUUCAAUAGUCUUCGAUUAUCUGUGACUCGGCUGGACUGUCGCGACCGGUGCAUUCUUAUCGUUUGUUGCUUCUAGAAUCUCAGUUAAUCUGGCCCAAAUUGGAGGCCGCCCGGAUAACAGAGAAAUCUUCCCUGCUCUCGCAGCAACACGAGACUACGUCACCCACAACACAAUGGCCGACGUACCCUUAGCAUCCUUAUCACUGACCCAUGUCCAUUAUAAUCCCGAAGAUCCGCUGUCUUUCGUGUCUGCUUGGCUCGCUCUAGUGCCACAGGCCCUGGUGAUCUCCUAUGUCACCCUUGCCUGGGCAACAAGAGAAGUCGAAAUAGCACUGAUGUUUGCGGGUCAGAUGGGCUGUGAGGCCUUGAAUUUUGUCCUGAAGCGCAUCAUCAAGGAGGAAAGACCGAAACAGAUGUAUGGCAAGGGUUACGGCAUGCCGUCGUCGCAUGCUCAGUUCAUGACUUUUUUUGCUGUGUAUGCUGGGUUGUUCUUAAUUGUCCGACAUUCCCCUGGCUUGAAACGUCCAGCGUCCACCAUUCACUUGGGGGUGCGGAUAUUCAUCUCUCUAGUGCUGUGCGUCGGUGCUGCUGCAGUAGCAGUUAGCCGCGUUUACCUGAACUAUCACACUCCGAAGCAGGUUCUCGCGGGCUGUGCUGCAGGUGUAUCUUGCGCUUUCGCGUGGUUUUUCAUUACGCGACAGGUUCGUAUUUUCGGUUGGAUUGACUGGAUGUUAGACUUGCAAGUAUCCAAGUUCUUCCGUUUGAGGGAUUUGGUGGUAAGCGAGGAUCUGGUUGAGGCCGGAUGGCAACAUUCAGAAGCGAAGCGACAGUCGAAGCGGAAGGGAAACAGUGAGCGUCGCUCAAAGAAAAUUCAUUGAAAUGGCUAUGUCCCUGAGCUGCUAAUCAGGGACUAGGGCUCCCGAGAGAUACUCUGUUUGAGUAACAUACCGGCGAUGCCGCAAUCUUAGCCUUGACCUAGAACGCGUCUGUGGCUAAUCUCUGAGCCUCGACACUCCCACCCUACGCCGUUUGGAACCUUGAAGGCGAGAGUUUCCAUCUCAAUGGCUCAAUUGAGUGCAUAGAAUAAUAUCAUUACCCUUACACUCACUGGCACAGUAGAAGCUU
Messenger RNA from Aspergillus saccharolyticus JOP 1030-1, 1258 nucleotides. Its product is annotated as phosphatase PAP2 family protein. Gene Ontology annotation, biological process: protein N-linked glycosylation; lipid biosynthetic process. The transcript is spliced from 3 exons. Gene Ontology annotation, cellular component: endoplasmic reticulum membrane; intracellular membrane-bounded organelle. The record is from RefSeq and is a predicted model, not a curated record. Bases 307 to 1011 code for a protein of 234 amino acids. NCBI's taxonomy places the organism in Eukaryota, Fungi, Ascomycota, Eurotiomycetes, Eurotiales, Aspergillaceae. Gene Ontology annotation, molecular function: dolichyldiphosphatase activity.